AUGUUUAGUGGAAAAGAGAAACAAUGGAAGACAGCAAAAAGGAAAUGUGAUCUCACCAUCAUAAACUAUGCUGAGAAAGUGAUAAGGAAAAAGAGCACCGAAGAGUAUUCAUGCAUGCCAUAUAUCAUGGCCCUAUUAAACUGCUUCCUCUACACUCGGUAUGGUUUGCCAGUUGCAAGUUACAAGUGGGAAAACUUUCCUGUGGUGACAAUCAAUGGAUUAGGGAUAUUUCUGGAGCUAUCCUUUAUAUUGAUAUAUUUCUACUAUGCUUCAACAGAUGGAAAGAAAAAGGUGGCCAUGAUGACUCUACCUGUUCUCCUGCUGUCUUGUUCAGUAGUACUAAUAUCAACAUUUGUAUUCCAUGAUCACCAUCAUCGCAAGGCGUUUGUUGGAAGUGUAGGACUGGUAGCAUGGGUAGCAAUGUAUGGUUCUCCACUGGUGGUUGUGAGAAAAGUGAUACAGACGAAGAGCGUGGAAUUCAUGCCAUUCUACCUGUCGCUUUUCUCAUUUCUAGCAAGUUCGCUUUGGAUGGCAUAUGGACUAUUGAGCCACGAUCUUUUUCUUGCGUCUCCAAAUUUGGUGGGUAGCCCACUAGGCAUCCUGCAGCUCUUCCUGUACUGCAUAUACAGGAAUAGGGGAAGUGAGAAACAACCUCAGAAAUGAACAGAGGAUUCCCAUUUUUCCUAUCUGAUAAUCAAUUUUUUCAGGAGAUAUUUUCCGCUAGUUUCUGACUUCUCUGAUUCCUUUUUUUUGACAAGGCAACUAGUUGAUGUACGUGUGAAUAAAUGCCAGAAAGCAGAGAAAGAGACAGAUGCAGAAUCAUAUGGCCACACCUCACAAAGGGAAUGAGGACAAAUUUGCAGAAUGCUUGAGAAACUACUACUAUAACUAUAAAUGAAAGUUUACUAAAGAGUGUACACAACAGUUGAUAUGCAAAAAAACGUUGUUCAUCAUUCUGUAUAAAACCUGCUUCCUUUUCAACCUCUCGAGAAAUCACCUGACAGCAGGCUCCAUGGUCACCUGAAAGAAUAAGAAUGAAGUAUUAGUAAACCAACUGCCUUUCAGAGUUUGAUAUACAAUCCCCAAUUUGGCUAAAAGUUAAAGUUAUAGCUCAAUCAUUCCCAUAAUCGAACACAAAAAUUCUAACGCAGCAUUAUCUCAUUUCACUCGAUGUCACCACGAGUCCACAAUGGCCUAGAACUCCCACUCUCAAUCCCCAUUGUCAUGUUGCCAUUAGGUAUCAUUGAUCAAAGGAAAGCAUCCAUAAACCAGCCAAAUAUUGAAGGUUCAAAUAACCAUAACAUGAUUUGAUAUUUUCAUCUUGGUUUGUCAUGUCAUGACUCAUGAUUUGUACAAAGCUGUUACUGUUUCUCAAAAGUGAGCAAAUAUUGGUUUUGAAAAACAUGUCAAUAUUUCA
This is a messenger RNA of Salvia splendens (bonfire salvia), 1417 nucleotides long. Its product is annotated as bidirectional sugar transporter SWEET3. Lineage: Eukaryota; Viridiplantae; Streptophyta; Magnoliopsida; Lamiales; Lamiaceae. Gene Ontology annotation, molecular function: sugar transmembrane transporter activity. The transcript has 5 exons. Gene Ontology annotation, cellular component: membrane. Bases 1 to 663 code for a protein of 220 amino acids. Gene Ontology annotation, biological process: carbohydrate transport. The record is from RefSeq and is a predicted model, not a curated record.